CCACUACAUUAGAGAUGUCGGAACGACUUAUGAAACGAAUAUAAGCAAGAACGUGACUGUCGUGUUCUGAGCAUCACAGCCAAGAAAUAAGCGCCUUGUAACCACGCGCGGCACGAACCAACACACCGCUAAUUGGACGGCUUUUUGAGCAACUCCAGGCAGCGAGUGUCGGUUUAUUUCAUAGAGAGUGCGCCCCUGAAUCGAGAGCCUAACAAAAUCCCCAUACCUUCUUGAUCAUCCAUCCAUUCUGUACCCUCCUGAUUUCCCCCUGGCCCUCACGCCAUCCAACCAUGUUAGCCGAACCACUCGAUUUGGAGCCCAUCAAAGACGAGGAAUGUGGGCUGCUGAGUGAUCCCGAGAUUCAAAUCCUCACCAUGUUCGAGUCAGCCAUCGAGUCAUCGCCGAGCCUGGACGAGAAAGCGAAGCACUUUGUCACUGCCCUUGUUGCAUCUGUUCCACAGAGCCAAUCUGAUUCGGAGACAGAAGGUAUGGCCAUGGACACGUGGCAAGUCCUGACCUACAUUGCCUGCCGCACUCCCUGCCGCCACUAUGCGCAGGAUGUCCUUGUUCAAGUCGUGGGCAUGCUGAAUGGACAUGAUGCUCUUGCAACUGUCACUUUUCAACUCUCGGUCAACCGAGCCCGAGGGUGCAACCCAUGACAGUCCCUAUAGGGGAGGUGCCUUGUAUUCAGGGACGAGAGGGUUCAACUUUGAGCGGUGGGGGUUUUGGAAGCGGCGACUGGCAGUGUUACGCAAGGAUGUCGGCGAUACCGCGCCGAUAGAUGGAGCGCUGGGGAUGAUGACAGCAGCAGAAAAAGAAGCGGCCGAUACUCUUCGGAGAAGCUAGGAAGAGAGUCCAUGGCAGCAGAUUGUACGCUACCAUAGUCUUUAACUUUAUGCAAUGAUCAAGUGUUCGCUCGUGCGCAGUUGGCAGCUCUCUCCUUUGCCGGAAUGAUCGAUUC
This is a messenger RNA of Phialemonium atrogriseum, 961 nucleotides long. RefSeq lists its product as uncharacterized. The record is from RefSeq and is a predicted model, not a curated record. The transcript has a single exon. NCBI's taxonomy places the organism in Eukaryota, Fungi, Ascomycota, Sordariomycetes, Cephalothecales, Cephalothecaceae. Bases 291 to 659 code for a protein of 122 amino acids.